Onthophagus taurus is the source of this 3202-nucleotide messenger RNA. It is a transcript of the gene yata, whose product is annotated as N-terminal kinase-like protein yata. Gene Ontology annotation, molecular function: ATP binding; protein kinase activity. Lineage: Eukaryota; Metazoa; Arthropoda; Insecta; Coleoptera; Scarabaeidae. The record is from RefSeq and is a predicted model, not a curated record. Gene Ontology annotation, biological process: protein phosphorylation.
AGUUGUCUGUAAUAUAACCAUUAUAAAUACGUCAAAAAUGAGCUGGCGUUUAGGUUAAGUUUUUAAAACCACUGAUUUUUCAGAUAAUCGUACGCAUUAAGCGAUUUAAUUAAACGAUGUGGUCGUUCUUUUCGAGAGACCCGUCGAAAGAUUUCAACUUUGAAAUCGGCGAACAGGUCGACGGGAUCCAAGAAAAGAGUGUUUGGACAUUGCAUAAGGGUAAAAAGAAGGGUACUUCCGAAGAAGUUUCUGUAUUUGUUUUUGAUAUUAAAAAUAGUUCAGAAGUGUCACUUGAUAUUGCCAAAGCAGCAGUGAAGAGAUUAAAAACAUUGCGCCAUCCUAGUGUGUUAACUUACUUAGAUAGUUUCGAGUCUGAUAAGGUCUUGUAUCUUGCUGCUGAAUAUGUUGAACCUUUGUCAUAUCAUAUAGAAAAAUUGUCUUUGGAUGGAGCUCAGAAAGAACUUUAUAUUGCUUGGGGAAUUUUCCAAAUAACUAGAGCUUUAUCUUUUUUAAAUAAUGAUGGUAGUUUAAGACAUAAUAACGUUAAUAUUUGGUCAGUUUUUGUUAAUGGUUCGGGAGAAUGGAAAUUGGGGGGUGUUGAAUACGUUAGUAGUACUCAAGAUAAUAAUAUGAUACCUAUUAAGAUACUACCUUCUUUGGAGAUAUAUGAUCCGCCUGAGAAAAAUGAUCCAACAAAAUCAAGGCAAAUGACUAAGUGUUCUAGUGAUAUGUGGGGUUUAGGUUGUUUAAUAUGGGAAGUGUUUAAUGGUCCUUUAUAUCAACAAUCAACUCUUAAAAUGUUAGAUAAAAUACCUAAACAAUUAGGGCCACUAUAUUGUGAAUUAGUAGGUGCUAAUCCAUCUUCUAGACCAAAUCCAGCCGAUAUAAUCACAAGGUGUCGCAAAAUGAACGGUUAUUUCAAAAAUGACUUAGUAGACACUUUACUAUUUCUGGAAGAAAUUCAAAUUAAAGAUAAAAAUGAGAAAAAUCGUUUUUUCUCCAACUUAACACCACAUUUAGAUAACUUUCCCGAUAGCGUUUGUAAACACAAAAUACUUCCUCAAUUAAUAACAGCUUUCGAAUAUGGAGAUGCUGGUUCUGCUGUUUUAGCUCCAAUGUUUAAACUGGGGCGUCUGCUUGACGAAAAUGAGUAUCAAAAGAAAAUUGUACCAUGUGUUGUUAAAUUAUUUGGAAGCAACGAUCGUGCCACGCGAUCAAGAUUACUUCAACAAUUGGAAUUUUUUAUUGGCCAUCUUCAAGCUAGCACUGUCAAUGAUCAGAUAUUCCCGCAAGUUGCUCACGGGUUUAUGGAUACAAAUCCCACGAUCCGUGAACAGACUGUUAAAUCUGUGAUACAUUUAGCACCUAAGUUAAAUUAUAACAAUUUAAAUGUCGAAGUUUUAAGGCAUUUCGCCCGAUUACAAGCUAAAGAUGAUCAAGGUGGGAUUCGGACAAAUACUACCGUCUGUUUGGGGAAAAUUGCUCAACAUUUACAUCCUCAGAUACGACAAAAAGUUUUAAUAUCAGCUUUUAUUAGAGCUAUGAGGGAUCCUUUUCCACCGGCGAGAAAUGCAGGUAUUUUAGCUUUAGCUGCAACCCAACAAUAUUAUCUAUUAAAUGAGGUCUCAACAAGAAUAUUACCCGCUUUAUGCCAACUUACAAUGGACCCAGAAAAAUCGGUUAGAGAUUCAGUGUUUCGUACAAUUAAAGGGUUUUUGGGUAAAUUAGAAAAGGUAUCUGAGGAUCCAAGUUUAAGGGAAAGUAUGGAAGCAGAUGUUAACACAGCAACUCCAAGCCUAGGAAACGCAGCGGCAACUUGGGCGGGAUGGGCCGUAACGGCGGUUACUGCCAAAUUCUACAGAAGCCAAUCGGAUACGGACAGAAGGUCACAUCCAAUUGUUAGCAAAAUAUUGAAUAAACCCGCUUCCUUAGAACAACCUUCCAGUAGUAGUAUUUCAACAACAACAUCCAGCGUAACCUCAAUGACUUCCUUAGAACAUGAAGAUGGUAGCAGAGGAAAUGAUUCAGUAUCAGACUAUGAUUACGAUCAAUGGGGUGAUAAUGAUAAUUGGGGAGACAUGGAGACUGGUGGACAAAUGGCUAGUAGCAGUGGUAGUGGUGGAAUUUGCGCUUCAAGUGAUCCAACAAGUCCGCCUUCAGCAUCAAAUACAAAUCGUGUAACGGACGGUUGGGAUAACGAAGAAUGGGGUAGUUUAGAAGAAGAACUCGUGAGUAACGAACCAGAUUCCGAAUUAACAUCACCCGGUGACGGAUGGAACCGCGAAGAAGUUAUUGACCAAAAAAAUCAUUCUCCAACAUGGGGUGGGGAAGCACAAGGAAUGACAAACCGAAAAUUACAAAGCUGGAACGAUACCGAAUUUGAACCGCUCGAAGAAACUCCUGGAGCUAAUAACAAAUUGGAAGAAGCAAGGAAAAAACGAGAAGAAAGGAAAUUAAUGAGACAAAAAGAAUUGGAAGCGAGAAGGGCGAGUAGAGGAUCUACGGGUGGACCAAUGAAAUUGGGGGCAAAAAAGAUGUGAAAGAAAUAAAUGAAUUUAAUGUAAAUGUGUUCCAGAAAAAAAUUAAUAAUAAACGAUGCACCAAAAUUUGUUACAUAUCCCCCCGUAAUUAAACGUGAUUUUGAUGGGAAUCGGGAAUUGAUAGAAAAAAAUUUUGCCGGCCUAAGCAAUCAAAAAAAAUUUUAUGAAACGAUAUUCAAGCACCGAUUCAAGUCGUGACAUACUCGAAGUUUUAUAAAAGACUGAUAUUCGAAAAAAGAAAAUUAAAUAAAUAUUGUGUAUAAAUAUUAAUAUCUUUAUAUCUGUAGUUGUAAGCAUAUUUUACAUCUUAUUUGUACUAUAAUCACAUUUACGCCAAGUGUUUCAAAAUAUGGUUAAAAAGUAACUUCAUUUAACAUCUUAGAAUUUUGUUGUAUGCUAAAAGAGUUAAAACCGUAACCAUACUAACCAAGAGCAGAUCAUUUUUUCUUUUUUAAGCUAUACUUAUGAAACAAGGUAUCUAGUAAAUAACGUCAAAUCAUUGCUGCUUUUUGUUAAUUGAGCGUUUUUGCUAAUUGUACGAAUUGAAUGAUUAAUUUUCAUUGUAAAUAUGUAUCAUUUUUGUAUAAGUAUUUUUUAAUGUGUCUAUUGUAUCUUUCACUAAUUUGAGAUUUUAAUAACAAAUAAAUACAUUUAUAAAUUAA